Bursaphelenchus okinawaensis is the source of this 1236-nucleotide messenger RNA. The record is from the annotation of a GenBank genome assembly. Lineage: Eukaryota; Metazoa; Nematoda; Chromadorea; Rhabditida; Aphelenchoididae.
AUGGAGCCAUACAAUACGGUAAGAAGACGUUGUACACGUGAUUUAUAUUUAUGUUGUUGGUGAGAUGUUGUACGUAGUAAUUUUAUAAAAUUGUGUGACAAUGGCCUGAAGCUUUAUUUUUAAAAAAUUAAAAUUAAAAUAAAAUAUAAAUUUCAUCGUAUAAAAUGUCACCCAAAAAUCAAAAAAAAAUUUUAGGUCUGGACUGAAGCUGAUCUAGAUCAACAACAUCAAAUUGAAGAUCAUAAGCCAAUUUACGGCCAAGAAAACUGGAUUCAAAAUGACAAUGGCGACCAAUGUGAACCUUCUCUAUAUCAAGGUAAGGCUAUUUUAUUUAAAGUUUUUGUCAUUUUUUUGUUGUGUAAAGAAAGUUUUUGUCAUUUUAAGCUUUUUAAAGAAAGUUCUUGCUUUUUUUUUUCUUGUAAAGAAAGUUUUUGCUCUUUUUUGUUUUGUAAAGAAAGUUCUUGUCAUUUUUUGCUUUGUAAAGGAAGUUCUUGUCAUUCUCGGCUUUGUAAAGAAAGUUCUUGCCAUUCUUUGCGUUGUAAAGAAAGUCCUUACUAUUUUUUGUUAUUUUCAGAAGCAGAAGAGAUCAAACGUCCAGCGAACGUUAGGGAACGGCGACGAAUGUGCGGCAUUAACGUAGCUUUUUUGGUAUGCUAACUUGGGUUUUAAAAUUUUUCUUUUUAGCUAUUUUUUUACUCUUGUAAAAUACGCUCCAUCCUUUUAUUUCGAUAAUUUUAUGUUGUGUAAAUAAAGUUUUUUCUACUAUAAAAUUUUAAAUAUUUAUCAAUAAGAUUUCAAGGACCUUCGAAACAAAAUUCCAACGUUUCCAUACGAAAAGCGGUUAUCCAAAAUUGACACCUUGAAUCUAGCCAUAGCAUAUAUCAACAUGUUGGAAGAGAUAUUGGCUACAGAUAUAGAUCCACACACCUUUGUUCAAAACACAGUAAAUAUGGUGCGGAAUGGACAGGAAAUCAACACUAUUUGGGGAACUAGUGGUAUGUUAUACUUGCCUAUUUAAAACCAAAAAAAGUAAAUUUUUUGAUGAAUUAAACUAGGUGAUGCUAAUUUGAAUAUAGUUGUAUUUUACUAUAUGUUGUUGUAAAAUACGAUAAUUCUUCAAGCACCCUUUAUAAUAGAAUAUGGCUUCAUUUAAAAAUAAAUUUUUAUGUUUCAGACCUAAUGGCCAGACUGAACUGGAUUUGUUGGGAUUUGCUUGGAAUGCCUCCGGUUCGCUGA